AUGAAUUAAAGUAAAGUUGGCUUCAACAAUAGGAAAUAUCAAUGUAUAAAUACUGGUUAAAGGAUAUCACUCCUUGUUGACAUUUUAAUAGAGGGCCUAUCAAUAAAACAAGCUGCAAAGAAGAAUAAUAUUAAAUUCUCUUCGGCCAAAGUAAUUCUUAAGCUUUUCAAACAUGAGGGACGUAUUGGGAAGGUGAAAGAAAAUUAGUUAACUUAAGCUGAAAAUGGUUUAUAAUUACAACAAUAAUCUUAAUUAAUCAACGAAAAUAUGUAAUAAUGCAAGAAUCUAUUGAAAUAAAUAGAAGAUUGUAAAGCUAGAAACAAUUAACUGCAGUAGGAGCUGACUAUUUAUUAAUAAAUUAAUAAUUAAUUUAAUUUAGAAUGA
Paramecium octaurelia is the source of this 384-nucleotide messenger RNA. The record is from the annotation of a GenBank genome assembly. Lineage: Eukaryota; Ciliophora; Oligohymenophorea; Peniculida; Parameciidae.